Molecule: messenger RNA, 1365 nt
Organism: Fusarium tjaetaba
Lineage: Eukaryota; Fungi; Ascomycota; Sordariomycetes; Hypocreales; Nectriaceae
Product: cation diffusion facilitator 10
Exons: 1
Coding region: 1-1365 (454 amino acids)
Biological process (GO): transmembrane transport; monoatomic cation transport
Cellular component (GO): membrane
Molecular function (GO): monoatomic cation transmembrane transporter activity
Source: RefSeq, a predicted model, not a curated record
AUGACACUUGAUAUCAGCAACCACGCCGUCCAUCAUCCACAAGCAAUUCACCUACAACCACUUGAACGUGCCCGCAGCAGUUCACGGCAAUCAACCACCCGCAAUGGCUCGAGUACAGCUUUCGAGCCUGCGAUGGCUGACGAGAAUGAGACUAUCGCUAGGAACGUAUCUCAUAUGACUGAUGUCGAGAGUCAACUCACCGCGACUGGUCGCCUACAAGCCAGCUGCCUCGAUCGUGAUCCAUAUGGCCUCUCCCGCGGAUACAAGACCGAGUCUGAUCUGGAACAGAUCAAGGCCAACACUUCACGGAAGCGCGAUAGCCUCCCUGGCCGUAAAUCUGUUCCCAGCAACAUGGGCCCCAAGGCAAAGGCCCGCAAGCUGCAGGGCUUCUACAAAAACCAAAAUGCCGCCAUUGAUCGCAUGCUCAAGUCUGUUGAGGAACAUCGUGACGAAGCCCGCGACCAGCAUGGCGAAGACCAGCUCAAGUUUCGCAUUGCUGUCUGGGGCUCUUUUGCGGCCAACGUUGUCUUGUCAGGAGUUCAGCUCUACGCUGCCAUCUCUUCAGGAUCUCUUUCUCUCUUCACCACCAUGGCCGACUCCAUAUUCGACCCUCUUAGUAACCUCACCCUCAUUUUGUCGGCUCGAGCCAUUCGCCAUGUCGAUUCUCGGCGUUUUCCUGCCGGUAAAGCUCGUCUCGAGACUGUCGGCAACAUUGUCUUCUGCUUUCUCAUGAUCGCUGUCUCACUCAUUAUCAUUGCUUUUGCUUGCCAAGAACUAUCUAGGGAGGUCCAAGAGAAGGAAUUCAAAAUUGCUGCCGUUAUAUCUGUCUGCUGUGCUUUCGCCACCAAGUUCGGGCUCUUUCUCUACUGCUGGGCACUCAAGGACAAGUAUAGCCAGAUCAACAUCCUUUGGCAAGACCACCGCAACGAUCUUUUUAUCAAUGGCUUUGGUAUCUUGACUUCAUGUGGUGGCGCGAAAUUGAAAUGGUGGAUUGACCCUAUGGGCGCUAUCAUUCUGUCUGUCCUCAUCUCAUCCAUUUGGCUGCACACCGCCUUUGGAGAAUUUCUGCUCAUCGUCGGAGUUACUGCAUCUGUCGAAACGCAGCAGCUCAUCACGUAUGUGUGCGUUACACAUGACGACGCAGUUGUUGGCAUCGAUACCGUGCGCGUGUAUCACUCGGGUCCUCGCCUGAUCGCCGAAGUGGACAUUGUCAUGGACCCGACACAAACACUUCAAGAAAGCCAUGAUAUAGCAGAGGCGCUGCAGAUCAAGCUGGAGGAUCUGCCAGACAUUGAGCGAGCAUAUGUCCACAUUGAUUACGAGACGACACACAAACCAGAACAUACAUUUAAGAAGAAUAUGUAG